UGCCCUUUUAACAAAGCCCUGUACUCUCUGAGAGAUUUAUUUAAUGCCAGUUUUCCAUUUAAUGAUGCUUUUUGCACUUGACUAGAACCUCCAAAUCUUGAUUAAUCCAUCCUUCCCUAAUCUUAUCACCCUUCCCUGUCACACACUCUCAGGAACAAAAUGCCUCAACUCUCCUCAUCACACUGUUGGACACCUCCCACUUGUCAGGCGUCCUUUUACCUGCGAACAGUGUACUGCAAUCAACUUGUGAAAGUUCUUGUCUUGCACCAUUAAAAUUUGCCACUCUCCAGUUUACUUUUUAUGGAAGGCGAUCUUUUUCUGUAACUAUUUUAAAACUCAUAGAAUUAUGAUCAUGAGUCCCAGAAUGUUCUAUUGUUAAUGCUGAAGUCACUUGCCCUGCCAUAUUACCGGAGGAACAUUGAUAAAGAAAAGAUUUAACAAGUUCCUUGCCAUCCAAACCCCUUAAGGGCAUGGCAACACCAUUGUGUUUGGGAAUUCAAAAUCCCCUACUACAGCCCUAUCCUUACAAAUAUCUGAGAUCUCGCUACAUAUUUGCCCCUCAGUUUCGCCAUUCCCCCCCUUCCCCGGGGUCGAGGGAGGCUAUAGUACAAUUGCGUCAAGGUGAUUGUCGCUUUUUUACUUUUUAAUUUCAACCUGUAUAUUUUCACUGGGUGAUCCCUCAAAUAUAUCUAAUCAUGGAAGUAAUAUUUUUCCUUAAUCAAAAAUAGCCUCCCCAUCUUCCCUUCCAUAAUGUUUAAAAUGCCCAACACUGAGCUGCCAGUCCUGUCGCUCAUUCAGCCAAGUUUUUAUAAUGGCUAUGUCUUUCCAGUCCUUUUUUCCAAUACGUGUGGCCUGAGUUCGUCAGUCUUGCAUUGAAACAAAUGCUGUUCAGUUCUUCAGAGUUGCCUUGCUCGUGUCUGACCUUUUACUUAUAAACUUGGCUAUUCAUUUUCCUGAUUCGGAAGCACCCUCUCCUGUCUUUCUGAUUUUCACAGAAACUCGGGAAACCCUACCUACCCCUCCCCUACAAUCACUUACAGGCAUUUCAGCUGGGUGCUUUUUCCACAUGCUGGGGAGCUGACUGAUUUGGUGACACGGGGGCGGGGUGGGGCUACACCAGGACCUGUGUUGUAUCUUAACCAAACAUCGUGGAAGGAGAGAUUACAGACCUCAGGGAGACUGCACAGCAUCCAGGUGGGGUAUUCUUCAGUGGCAUCGAGCAGAGGCUGGGUCAGCAGGGGACCCAGUACCUGGACAGCUCGUCCCCGAGACCGGCUGUCCAGAAUGUGGUCAGCACCCAGUAUGCCCUGCAGCAGGUCCCCAGCACUUUGGCCACGCUGGAGUUCGCGGAGGGUCUCGGCAUCAGUGGUGGAGCUGGCGGGUGUAAGAUGCAGACCAACUCUCCUCUACACUACAACACGCACCAUAAUCAGAUUGCACACAGCAAGGAGAGAAUGACUGGCAGCAGCCCAGUCUCACCUGCUUCCUCGCCAGCCUCCAGCGCAGGUGGUUCCCCUGCUCAUGUGGGCUCGCUCACCAAUGACUCCCUGGAUGGACCUGCCACCUUUGCCUCGCCCAAGCUCCAGCCACCGGAGGAGCUGGCCUGUGGCUUAUGGGUGCCUGACCUCGGGCCCUGCAACCAGCCUGUGAAGGGGCAGGCCUGGGACAAGGCUCACGCCGAGAUCGCCGAGCAGGCCAAGCACGAGGCUAAGAUCGAGCAUCGUAUUGCCGAGCUGCGGAGGGAGGGCCUGUGGUCCCUGAAGAGACUGAACCGGGUACAGGAGGCUGCCAGGCCCAAGUCCCACUGGGAUUACCUCUGUGAGGAGAUGCAGUGGCUGUCAGCCGACUUCUCUCAGGAGCGCCGCUGGAAGCGCGGUGUGGCCAGGAAGGUGGCCCGUACAGUCCUGCGUUUCCAUGAGGAGCAGAGACAGAAGGAGGAGAGAGCCAAGAGGGACGAACAGGUCAAGCUGCGGCGCAUUGCUUCCUCUAUCGCCAAAGACGUCAAACAGUUCUGGACUAACGUGGAGAAGGUGGUGCAGUUCAAGCAGCAGUCCCGCCUGGAAGAGAAGCGUAAGAAGGCCUUAGACCUGCAGCUCGAUUUCAUUGUGGGCCAGACCGAGAAGUACUCGGACCUGCUGAGCCAGAGCCUCAACGAGUCCCUGCCAGCCAGCAAGCCCGGCUCGUCCCAGCUCGGCUCUUCUUUGGCUGGGUCAGCGGCUUCCACCCCUCCCAUCUCCGGCUCGGCCACCGAGGACGAAGACUUCCAGCCUCACGAGGAGGAAGACGACGAGGAGACGAUCGAGGUGGAGGAGAAGCAGGCCGGCAACGACGAUGAGACGCGGCGGCGGGAGAUCGAGCUGCUGCGGCGUGAGAGCGAACUGCCCCUGGACGAGUUGCUGCGUUCGCUGCCCGCCAGCCUGGCGGAGCAGGAGGGGGAUGGCGGGCAGGAGGAGGAGGAGAGCAGCGGCAGUGAGUCCUCUGAAGAUGCACCACCCAGGCCCAAGAGGAUGCUCCAG
Messenger RNA from Stegostoma tigrinum, 2516 nucleotides. Its product is annotated as helicase SRCAP. The transcript is spliced from 8 exons. The record is from RefSeq and is a predicted model, not a curated record. Gene Ontology annotation, molecular function: ATP hydrolysis activity; histone binding. Lineage: Eukaryota; Metazoa; Chordata; Chondrichthyes; Orectolobiformes; Stegostomatidae. The annotation marks the transcript as partial. Gene Ontology annotation, cellular component: Swr1 complex.